AGGCUCUGAGUCUCCCAGGCUGCAGGCGGAUGGAUGGGGCUUCUUCAGGCGGUGGCGGUAGUAGCGAAGGUGGAGGCGGCAGCGGCGGCAGCGGCUAUGGUGUGGUGGCGCGAUUCUCCCAGUGCCUGGCUGAGUUUCGGACGUGGUUAAGAACCAACUGGUUGAGAUUCAAUGCAGACAAGACGGAUGUGAUGCUGAAAAUGUGCAUCAGAUGUUUAUAUUUAAUUGGUUUACAGACUGUCUGUGGACUCUUUUCCUGUCAAAUUACCAGCCAUCUGUUGAGUCUUCAAGUCCAGUUAUGCUUAAUUUGGUUUACCAAACUUUUAAUAUAUUCUUUACCAGGAGGUUCAGCAGCAUCAGAUGACCAUGAAUUUGAUCCAUCAGCUGACAUGCUGGUUCAUGAUUUUGAUGAUGAACGAACAUUAGAAGAGGAAGAAAUGAUGGAAGGAGAAACAAACUUCAAUUCUGAAAUAGAGGAUCUUGCAAGGGAAGGCGACAUGCCAAUUCAUGAACUUCUCAGCCUUUAUGGUUAUGAUAGUUCUGUUCGACUGCAUGAAGAAGAAGAUGAGGAGGAGGAAGAGGAGGAAGAGGUUGAAGAUGAAGAAGAUGGUGAUAAUGAUGACAACAGUGGCUGUAGUGGGGAAAAUAAAGAAGAGAAUACAAAGGAUUCAUCAGGACAAGAGGAUGAAACUCAGUCUUCCAAUGAUGAUCCAUCUCAAUCUGUUGCUUCUCAAGAUGCCCAUGAAGUAAUCCGCCCACGCCGAUGUAAAUAUUUUGAUACGAAUAGUGAAAUAGAAGAAGAAUCCGAGGAAGACGAAGAUUAUAUUCCAUCAGAAGACUGGAAAAAGGAGAUUAUGGUGGGCUCCAUGUUUCAAGCAGAGAUUCCAGUUGGCAUUUGUAGAUAUAAAGAAAAUGAAAAAGUAUAUGAAAACGAUGAUCAGCUCCUGUGGGACCCUGAGUAUUUACCAGAAGAUAAAGUGAUUGCAUUUCUUAAGGAUGCCUCUAGAAGAACAGGUGAUGAAAAAGGUGUCGAAGCAAUUCCUGAAGGGUCUCAUAUAAAAGACAAUGAGCAGGCUUUAUAUGAACUGGUUAAAUGCAAUUUUGAUACAGAAGAAGCACUGCGAAGAUUAAGAUUUAAUGUAAAAGCAGCUAGAGAGGAAUUGUCUGUUUGGACAGAGGAAGAAUGUAGAAACUUUGAACAAGGUUUGAAGGCUUAUGGAAAGGAUUUUCAUUUGAUUCAGGCUAAUAAAGUUCGAACAAGGUCAGUUGGUGAAUGUGUAGCAUUCUAUUACAUGUGGAAAAAAUCAGAACGUUAUGAUUUCUUUGCUCAGCAAACGCGGUUUGGAAAGAAGAAAUAUAAUCUUCAUCCUGGUGUAACGGAUUACAUGGAUCGGCUUCUAGAUGAAAGUGAAAGUGCUGCUUCCAGUCGAGCACCAUCCCCCCCUCCAACUGCCUCAAACAGUAGUAACAGCCAGUCCGAGAAAGAGGAUGGCACGAUAAGCAAUAGUAAUCAAAAUGGUGUCUCAUCUAAUGGACCAGGUGAAAUAUUAAACAAAGAAGACGUAAAAGUUGAAGGAUCACACAUUAAUGGACCAACCAGUGGAAGUAAAAGGCCACUUCAUACAGAUAUGGAUACUAAUGGUUAUGAAACAGAUAACCUUACCAUUGACCCAAAGCUUGCCCAUAUGACUGCAAGAAAUGAGAAUGAUUUUGAUGAAAAAAGUGAGAGACCUGCUAAAAGGCGAAGGGUAAACAGCAAUGGGAAAGAAAGUCCAGGUUCUUCUGAAUUUUUCCAGGAAGCAAGCUCGCAUGGGAGAUUGGAGGAACUUGAAAACGUAGAUGACUAAAUUUUUGACCUAUUUUACUUUCUUUGGAGUAAAUCCUGAUGUGACAAAAAUUUUCAGGGUUGAUGGGUUACCUUAAAGUUAAUUUCCUUGAAACAGCUGUUUAAAAUUUGAAUUAAGCCUAACUUUAGGAAAUAAGAUUUCAUAAUUGUCUUUUGCCGAUUUUUUUUUUUUACUUUAAAACUAUCAAAGAACCUUUAAGGCUAUAACAAAUACUUAAGUAAAUUUGAAUUUUAAAUGUACCUUUGCACUUGCUGUACUAAUUGUAUAAAAUUUAACUUGGCAAGGUACUUUUUGAGUAAUUUCAUGAAGCGGGGGAAAAACCUUACCUUCAGAUUUUUACUUAACAGUUUUUCUGAGUUUCUUGACUUAAAUUAGACACCUUUUCUCACCAUACAAAUUGAGUGCCCUCAUUAAGGGAAACCCUUGUGAAUCCUGAAAGUUAUGCUAGCAUGAUUUUUUUAUAUUAUAGAAGUUUAAAAAUAAACCAAGUCAGGUUUGUAUAUGUAAAAUUGUUGACAUCAAUGAUGUCUUUCCAUAUUCUUAUCUGGGCUUAAGAAAUACAUUCUGUAUUUUUCCAGAUUCUUUGUAGCCUUUGAAAGAUUUUUACAGUACAUAUGUCUUGACUGAGCUGUCCUUUCUUAAUACAAAAGCUUGUAUAAUUUUCUUAACUUGUACAGUUGGUCAACUUUUAUGCAAGCAAUUGAUAUUCUAAGUCUGUCAGCUUUCAUUUUAUUUUGCUAAGGUUUUUCUAACGAAUUUUUAAGUGUUUGUGUAGUAACUUAAGUCAUAUUUCUUAUCCAGGUGGACACAUUCAAAAGAUUUGUGAAAAAAAAUUUUUUUCCUCCAAAUUUCUACUUUAGAAGACACAGUUUAAGAAUUCUGAAAUUAAGCAUGAUUGUAGAGUUUGUUUUACAUUUGCUAUAAUUUUCAGUUAUUUUUGAAGCAAGACGAGUUUAAUGCCAGCUUAAGUGUUUGAAUGUAUCAUGCUGACCAGAAUUCUGUUAAUUUAUUUUUAUAUCAUAAAAAAUUUCCAUUUUUGCAUUAAACGGGAAAAGGUCAAGCAAGUGAGACUUAGAUAUUGGCACCCACAAGGAGUAAACAUUGGCAGGCAACAAUAUUGAUUUCAUGUAAAGUAAGGAAUUUAGAAAUUUUUUCCAACCUUUUCAGGUACAAUCCUAUUUUUCAGAAUUGAUAGUUUAUUUCAAAAAUUUAGGUCUAAAGUCUUUAUAAGUACAAAUUUUAAAAGAAUUAUAAGUUGCACAACAUCCAUUGCUAUGUUUGGUUACAAAUUGGAUUAUUUAUUAGUGUAGCCUUGCAAGAGUGCCAUUUUAUUUUUAGUGCAAAACCUUAUUAAAAAAUGUAGUUUUAUACAGCUGAUAGACCAACCUAUAUCUGAACUUUUAUAAAAGAUUAACUAUUCUUGUUUUUAUCACACAGACAUACACCAAAUGCUUCUCUAUCUGUUCAUCUUUUCAGCCAUCAGUUCAAGAGCCAUUGCCUUUUUAAGAGAAAACUUCUGUGGUUUGUUUUUAAUGGCUCACCUAAUACGAUUGAAUGAGCUUGCACUGCGAAAUUAUGGUUUAGGCAUUAGCCCCAGGAAGUAUUACUACUCAGAUAGGUUCAAACCGCUUCCCUUCACUGAUGUGAACAACUUAUUUUCCCCAAACAGUGUUAAGAGCCACUUUGCAACACUUCAUACAAUGUACAUUCACUUAUCCAAGUAAAUCAAAGUUUUGGGUGAAAGUGUUGAAAAGCUGUUUUUUGUUUUGUUUUGUAUUGCUUAAAAUGUUAAUUUAUCCAGAAUGGCAGUAGUUUUAGCAGAUUAUCACAAUCCAUUUUUGAAAUCAAAUGUCAAAUUUUAUGGAAAUCCAAAGUAUCCUAUCUCUGUAUCAAAGAUGGUGUGUCGAAAUGUUUCAAAAGGAUGCUGGUGCUGUGCUCUUCAGACUGUUGCAAUAUAAGAGAUGCCAUUUUCACGUUAUUUAAAAGAUGCAUUUCGUUUGCUGGUUUAUGAACUUCUUGCAAACAUUACAAAAAUAUUUCUAGUCAAUGCUCAGGCAAGUUUGCAAAUAAGGCACAGGUGUACAUGUUGAGAAGUUUUGCUUUUGAAAGUAUGCCUAAUGAAGGACAUUCCACUGUGAUAUUACACAAUGCCCAGAUUAUCAAAUAUUCAUUAGCAUUUUGUGUUUAUACAGGUAUUUCCUACAGUAAUUUGUUCUCCAUAAUGCAACCACUACACCUUGAUAGGGCAUCACACUAUAAAACUGCAGUAAUACCAUGAGUUUAAUUUGCUUAAGAUUUAGUAUAUGUCAUAACUCUUGAUGAACUGGGAAAAGAAGACUUUGUUAAUAGUUCAUCUCCCUCACCCCCAAUUCUAUCCCCAGCAGAGCACCAUCAUUUUCCUUUGGAAUGGUCCUGAUGUGUCUUCAAAUGGAGUACAGAACCUGCAAUUCAGUUCAACACACAUCUGUUGAGCUUUAAAAUAUAUUUGAACUAAUAUUUAAUAGACAUUUAAAAUUAUGAAUUAGAUGUUUAAAAUUUAUGCAUAGUACUUUUGCACUGUAAGAUAAUGCCCUCCCAUCUCCUUUUUUUGCCAUUCUGAAUAUGCUUAUUAAAAUAUUUUAAAAAUAUAUUUGUCUUCACAAUGCUGUCUGAAUGAUUUUCAUUAGAUUUAUUGAAUAGAUUUUUAAUUAUAGAUUUUAAGUUAGUAUGAUGAACAUUGUUUACAAUGCAAGCAUAUAACCUCUUUUAAAAGUCAUAAACAUAUUGCAUGAAGUUAUUUUUCAGUGGUUUCUGGCCCCAUUUUACCAAUCUUGGGUGAUAUUUUUUGUCUUGUUUUUCUUUGACCCCUCCUACCACCUGGUCCAGAGAGAUCACUUAGUCUGUGUACCUCUAUUCACCUUGUUUUUCUUCCCCUGGACUCUAUUAAAAAUAAAUGGUUUGUUAAUUUUG
Molecule: messenger RNA, 4796 nt
Organism: Echinops telfairi (small Madagascar hedgehog)
Lineage: Eukaryota; Metazoa; Chordata; Mammalia; Afrosoricida; Tenrecidae
Gene: MIER1
Product: MIER1 transcriptional regulator
Exons: 15
Coding region: 30-1847 (605 amino acids)
Biological process (GO): negative regulation of transcription by RNA polymerase II
Cellular component (GO): nucleoplasm
Molecular function (GO): histone deacetylase binding; transcription corepressor activity
Source: RefSeq, a predicted model, not a curated record